UGCAGCCGACAGAUUAUUCAUUAUAGUCAAAAAAAUCUAGAGAGAGAGAGAGCCCAGCAAAGAAACGUGAGAGUAAUCAGCGAAAAUAUGGGUUCAAGAACAGCAACAAAAUCGCAAAUUGUGGAAAAGUUGGAUUUGAAACCCCAUCCAGAGGGCGGGUUCUACUCUGAAACAUUUCGUGAUUCCUCUGUCAUUCUCUCCAAAUCCCAUCUCCCACCUCAAUAUAAGGUCGAUCGGCCCGUUAGUACGUGCAUCUACUUCUUGUUACCUUCCGGAAGCGUUUCUCACCUCCACCGCAUCCCAUGCGCAGAAACCUGGCAUUUUUACUUGGGAGACCCUCUUACGGUGGUGGAGCUAGAUGACAAAGACGGGAGUGUUAAAUUAACAUGCCUUGGACCCGAUCCACUAGCUGAGAACCAAGUGAUUCAGUACGUAGUGCCUCCUAAUGUUUGGUUUGGUGCAUUUCCGACUAAAGAUAUCGAAGUUUCAUCUGACGGCAAAGCAGUCAAAGGAGCCACAAGGGAUUCCGAAGAACACUUUUCUCUAGUAGGAUGCACUUGUGCACCUGCGUUCCAGUUUGAUGAUUUUGAACUGGCAAAACGCUCUGAGCUCAUUGCGCGCUUUAAUGGGUACGAGUCUCUCAUCACUAUGCUCACCUUCCCUGAAUAAUUCUUACUUUGCGGGUAUAAUCGAGCACAUUACUUCUCCGAGAGAAGUGUUUUUUUUCCUUCCUUAUUAGUUGAAUCUUUUGUGUAAUGAUUUGGUAGCUUCGACUCUGUUUGAUGAUCUUCUAUCUUGCAUCUUGUACUAUGAUAUGUGCUCUACGUGUGUAUGCUCUUGUAAGCAGAUUGUGGUUAAGAAAUAAAGCAGUAUUCGGUUUAUGCUAA
Molecule: messenger RNA, 887 nt
Organism: Erythranthe guttata (spotted monkey flower)
Lineage: Eukaryota; Viridiplantae; Streptophyta; Magnoliopsida; Lamiales; Phrymaceae
Product: RmlC-like jelly roll fold protein
Cellular component (GO): intracellular anatomical structure
Source: RefSeq, a predicted model, not a curated record